This is a messenger RNA of Pipistrellus kuhlii (Kuhl's pipistrelle), 1863 nucleotides long. RefSeq names its product RNA terminal phosphate cyclase like 1 (gene RCL1). Lineage: Eukaryota; Metazoa; Chordata; Mammalia; Chiroptera; Vespertilionidae. Gene Ontology annotation, cellular component: nucleolus. Gene Ontology annotation, molecular function: RNA endonuclease activity. The transcript has 10 exons. The record is from RefSeq and is a predicted model, not a curated record. Gene Ontology annotation, biological process: ribosome biogenesis; endonucleolytic cleavage of tricistronic rRNA transcript (SSU-rRNA, 5.8S rRNA, LSU-rRNA). The coding region runs from base 205 to 1272 and encodes 355 amino acids.
UCCCCUCUGACCCGGUGUCUAGUUUCUCCGUCUUCCUGUUCCAAACCACGUGGACACGUCGGGGGCUGCGGGUCCGCGCCGGAGGGAACCCCGGUUGCCGCCGCCGCCGCCGUCGUCCGCCCCCGCCGCGACCCCGCGACCCCGCUCCGGUCUGUCUGAAGUGGCCGCGCCCCGGGCGCCCACGCCUUGGCGCGGGGCGCGCACAUGGCGACUCCAGCGCACUCGCUCAGCUACGCGGGCUGCAACUUCUUGCGCCAGCGUCUGGUCCUGUCGACUCUGAGCGGGCGCCCGGUCAAAAUCCGAAAGAUCCGGGCCAGAGACGACAACCCGGGCCUCCGAGAUUUUGAAGCCAGCUUCAUAAGGCUUUUGGACAAAAUAACAAAUGGUUCUCGAAUUGAAAUAAAUCAAACAGGGACAACCUUAUAUUACCAGCCUGGCCUCCUGUAUGGUGGAUCCGUGGAGCAUGACUGCAGUGUCCUUCGUGGCAUUGGCUAUUACCUGGAGAGCCUUCUUUGCCUGGCUCCAUUUAUGAAGCACCCAUUAAGGAUAGUCCUUCGAGGAGUGACCAAUGACCAGGUUGACCCCUCGGUUGAUGUUCUUAAGACAACGGCCCUCCCUGUUUUGAAACAGUUUGGAAUUGAUGGUGAAUCACUUGAGCUAAAGAUUGUGCGUCGGGGAAUGCCUCCUGGAGGAGGAGGAGAAGUGAUUUUCUCGUGUCCCAUAAGGAAGGUCCUGAAACCCAUUCAGCUCACAGAUCCAGGAAAAAUCAAACGUAUCAGAGGAAUGGCGUACUCCGUCCGUGUUUCACCUCAGAUGGCGAACCGGAUUGUGGAUUCUGCAAGGAGCAUCCUCAAUAAGUUUAUACCUGACAUCUACAUUUACACAGACCACAUGAAAGGAAUCAACUCUGGGAAGUCUCCAGGCUUUGGAUUGUCACUGGUUGCCGAGACCAUCAAUGGCACCUUCCUCGGUGCUGAGCUGACCUCCAACCCCCAGGGCCAGGGAGUGGCGGUGCUUCCAGAGGACCUGGGCAGGAACUGUGCCAAGCUGCUGCUUGAAGAAAUCUACAGGGGUGGAUGCGUGGACUCGACCAACCAAAGCCUGGCCCUGUUGUUCAUGACCCUUGGACAGCAGGACGUUUCCAAAGUCCUGCUAGGACCGCUCUCUCCCUACACAAACCACCACCUAGCCCAAGAUCAUGAAGAUUUACUUCUGUUUUCUUCUGAUAGAAUUUUUGCGGCAUUUGAAGAGCUUUUUCCAGAUUAUGUUUAAAAUCGAAACCAAGCCAUGUGGUGAAGAACGCAAGGGCGGGGAUAAAGUGCUGAUGACCUGUGUUGGCAUUGGCUUCUCCAACCUUAGCAAGACCCUCAAGUGAUACUGUCACAGGAUAAAAGGCCCCAACGCCUACAGACAAGCAGAAGCUGCCAAGGAGCCAGAGGGACUAAGUCCAAACAGGGCAGGAUAGCCUUGGAUAUUAAGGCCUUUCUUCAUUUUCCAUUUAAAAACAAUCAGAAAUGCAAAUUAAAGACAUAUUUAUAUCAUGUGGUUUCCAGCCAUUUCUCCAGUGGUAUUGCCAUUCCUCAGGAGGCCUGUCAUGAUAUGCUCCCUUUGAUUGCCUGGACAAAGAACAGACCUUCAGGACACAGUCACGCUGCUAGACCAUCGUCACAGCUCCAUGUCAACAGUGCUUCCUCAGCCCGCACCCCUGGGCUCCUGUCGUGUGGCCAUUUUCCAAGCCGGUGGCAUCUGUUACUGUCCUUUCUGCAAGGACUGACCUCUUUGAAACUUGGUUUCUGUGUAGGGAUUAAUUGAGACAACCACAGUGGAAACUCUAUGAGUAAUGCAGUGUUAUGCAAGUUUCAG